Effrenium voratum is the source of this 1824-nucleotide messenger RNA. NCBI's taxonomy places the organism in Eukaryota, Dinophyceae, Suessiales, Symbiodiniaceae. The record is from the annotation of a GenBank genome assembly.
AUGCUUCCUUCAGAGGAAAGUUACAUCGAUGCCGUUGUAGACAAUGCGGAUCAAAUUGGGUCAUACAGUGGGCCAAUCCGUGGGCAGGAGAGCGGGCCCUUCCUUUUCUCUAGCGAGCACUUGCAUGGCAAGCGCCACCCAGCCCUCCUUCCACCCACAGGCCGCUUUGCGGGUGCGCUGUGGUACAACUCCCUUUUUUGGCCCAACUUUCCGGAGCUGCGGUGCCUGGAGGAGUGCGACACAGAGCUGCUGGCAGGCCUCCGGCAAGUAAAUUCUGACGGGCACCUGUCUGAGCAGUACGUGACAUUUGCAGCAGCCCGGGAAGAUCUUUGCAACCACAGCUCAUUGCCGCAGGAGCCGCUGACCAUUCACGCGGAGGUGUUGCAGUAUGAUGGUGUCCGAGAGAACCAUUGGCGUUUCCCUUUGCAGGAUUUUAUUCCAAAGCGUGGUCACCACACGCCCUACGAGUGCCAAUCCAGACGCUCCUACGAGAAUGGGGUCAUCACUCUCGGCCUCAAUGCCGAGGAAUUCUCAGAUUCCGUUUUGCCCGUGAGUGACUUGGAUGUCCACAUCACGCUGAGUGCUGAGCCCGCUGUGCAGCGGCACGCGCGGGAGGGGCACAGCUUUGUGCUUCUGAAGUUGGGAGGCUGGCCCUACCGGGUGCGGCGCCUGGGCACCUUCGAGGGCCUGGGGGAUGGCGGCCGGAUCGAACUGCAGUUGGGCAGCGGCGACUUCCGGGAAGAGGCGCUGUGGCAGCUUCUGGGCCUUUCCGGUGAAGAGGAGUGCGGGCGGACGGGCUGCAAGUACUGGUGUCAGCUGUAUGAACUGGAUUGGCUGGGGCCAAAACGGGAUGAAAGCUUGGCGUUUGAUCCGGAAAUUCCCCUGGAGAAGGGCUUCGUUUGGUUCCGAGUGCUUGAAGGCGAGCAGCUCCCCAGCGGCCGGGCCGUGCGGGUGCAGCUGCUGGAGGACGGUGUCGUCCCAGCCUGGCUGGACCUCAGCUUUCUCCAGGUGUGGGCCGGCGACAUCCCGCUUGGCUACCUGAACAAGGCAGUGGAUGAGAUCUUCGAAGGUCGAGUUCAAGUGAUACGCACCGUAGAGGAUGGCACCGACGGGGAGGGAAUCCGCAAGGUGCAGAUUGUGAAUUCGCUUGGCAGCUUGGCCUUCGACGAUCCAUUCCGAUGCAGCGUGAAUCAGAUCGUGGACUUGGGAUGGUCGAUCCAUGACGUCUGCUACAGGGGUGCUCGCCUGAGCUUGGGCCCACAGCCAGGCAGAGGCAUGUUCAACUGCAGUUGCCUCGAGACCCACGCCAUCACUGAGGAGCUUACUGUUGAGGAGGAGGCCGACCUGCUGCUCGAGGCUGAGCGGCAGUUGGUGCAGCUCCGCUGGACCUUACAAAGAGCUCGCUCUGCCACAGAGCAGGAGGUGCAAAAGGUCCUCGACCAGGCGUCCAAGACCUGUGCAUCCGUUUCACGGGCCCAGCCGGAGCUGGCAGAAGAGAUUGUGCACGCCAUCACGGCGGUCAAAGCCAACUCAGAGACUGUCAAAGUUGAGGCUGAUGCACCGACGGCGAAGCAGGUGGUGGCAAGCGUCGAUCCAGCAGAGGCGCAGACGCGGCGGGAUGCUGUGGCAGCCUUCCUGAAGAAGCACGGCUUUAGCGCUGUCAGCAGGGGUAAGAGGUCUCUGCUGUCAACGACCUAUCCACUGCACAAGGCAGUCAAGCUGGGUGAUGCCAGGGUGGCAGUUUGCGCGGUUUUGGGAGUGCUACAUCAGGAUGGUCGGAUUCCUUUUGCUGGAGGGAGCUGUCAAGGAUCAAAAGGAUUCUAG